AUGAAGUUUGUAGAUAGCGAGGCUUGCACAGAAACUUUACCUUGGGCUUGUACAUGUACGCAUCACUUCCAAAAUCUAUUAUUGGCAAAGGUCAUGGCUCAAUGUAGAUGUUUCAAUGAGGAAUGUUCCACUCUUUUUAUUUCGCUAAUCAAAAAGGAGUAUCUCGUCGAAAAAGAUCUUAAUGAACGAACGGGAAUUAGCGACUUCACUUCUGCUUAUAAUAAUGAUCACAUUGACUCUCCAACCAAAUUGCAGUUCCUCUUACGCGACAAAGAAUCGAGAUCUGACACAACGAGAAAAAAGAAACAAAUAAUACUUCAUGAUGCAAAUAACUGUGAUGACAGUGAAGUGGUCUUCAAUAAUGGGGAAUGGAGCUCCUAUACUCCCCAACAACUGAAGAGGCCCAAAACUACAAAGCUAUCAUGUACAAAAACGAAUCUUCGGACUGUUUUGGAUGCAGUUGAUUUGGAAACCCCAGUAACAGUUAAAAAACUUCCAUUGCGCAGUGCUAACAACAGCUGCUGUUGGGGCGUUAAGCAGUUAUUCCUGGAAUGA
Messenger RNA from Acanthoscelides obtectus, 555 nucleotides. Lineage: Eukaryota; Metazoa; Arthropoda; Insecta; Coleoptera; Chrysomelidae. The record is from the annotation of a GenBank genome assembly.